GAUAAUGAUGUGGUGGAAAUACUGUUCUCUCUUCUGCAUUUCUAAAGGGACUGCAACGACCCAGCCAGGACUUGAAAGCUGCUGGUAAGCUGCUGAGAACACAAUGAAGCUGGUGCCAAACCUCCUUUACUUGUUGCUGCUGGUGAAACUACAUCACACUGAAAGAACAGAUGAUGAACCACAGUUACCAAAAGAGCCUUGUGCAAAUUGGAUGGGAGGAGCACCUGGCUACCCAGGCCACAACGGUGUCCCAGGCAGAGAUGGAAAGGAUGGGAAAGAUGGGCAAAAGGGAGAGAAUGGAGAGCCAGGUGAGCCAGGCCCCAAAGGGGAUAUUGGAGAGGGAGGAAAUCCUGGGACUGAAGGUCCAAGAGGAUUUCCAGGAGUCCAAGGGAUGAAAGGGGAGAAGGGAGAAGGUGCAUAUGUUUACCGUUCUGCUUUCAGUGUGGGGCUCACAAGCAGAGUCCCUCACCCCAAAGUUCCCAUCAGAUUCACAAAGAUCUUCUACAAUGAACAGAAUCACUACGAUGAAACCACAGGGAAGUUCCGCUGCAGCAUUCCAGGCCUGUACUAUUUUGCAUACCACCUCACUGUGUAUAUGACAGAUGUGAAAGUCAGCCUGUAUAAGAAGGACAAGGCAGUGCUGAUCACCUAUGAUCAGUUCCAGAAAAAUAAUGUUGACCAAGCUUCUGGGUCUGUUUUGCUUCACCUGAGUGCUGGAGAAGAAAUUUGGCUUCAAGUGUAUGGAGAAGAAGAAAACAAUGGAGUCUAUGCUGAUAAUGUCAAUGAUUCUACGUUCAUGGGUUUCCUCCUUUAUCCAGACCUGGAUCUUUAUUAAAGUGUGAGACAGUACAUGGGGGAGGGAGAAGGGAGGAUUAGUCAAGGAAACGGUUUGGAUACACUCAAGGUUUUCCCAAGCACUAUUUCCAAACUGUACUUACUGGCAAACACAGUGUUUCAUAGGGCACAUUCACAACUGAUUAUAUGGAAAUGUGGAUAUCAAAAGAGGGGAAAUUGUCUUUGUAGUGAGUUAAUCAGUUUAGAUCUUUAUUCAGUCCUAAGUUGCUGGCCCACUUAUCUGCUAUGCUAGUUCUAUGUUGCUAUGAUUAGUGAUCUUAGUAACAUUCCUGCAGCUGAUCUUCAUUGUAGUUUCUUGUUUGAUUUUAUCUAAAGGAAAAUUAGCUUCUCAGUACCAAUUUAGGACUGAAUAAAGAUCUUAACUGGUUAACUCACCAUAAAAGCAAUUUCCCCUCUCUUGAUAUCCACAUUU
This is a messenger RNA of Pelodiscus sinensis (Chinese soft-shelled turtle), 1267 nucleotides long. RefSeq names its product adiponectin, C1Q and collagen domain containing (gene ADIPOQ). Gene Ontology annotation, molecular function: protein binding. NCBI's taxonomy places the organism in Eukaryota, Metazoa, Chordata, Testudines, Trionychidae. The record is from RefSeq and is a predicted model, not a curated record.